GAGCUUUCCAACCGGACCUUGCAGUAUCUCGUGGACGCCGCCCACUGGCAAAGGUAUUGCGACUCUGCCCUGCAGCGUUCACUGAAGAGGGAUGCCAAUUUCAUUUGGUGCUCCAAGUGUGGAGGUGGUGGAUGGGUGGAUCCAACGCAGCCGACCUCGAAGUGCGGCUGGAACUGCCCUUUGUGCGACAACAGCUUCGUUUACUGUCCCCUGUGCCGCAGGGAUCACGGCAGCGUAAGCUGCAAGCGCUUCCACAAGCUUCGAAAGGAGGUCGUUCUUGGAAAGCAGCAGGCGCAGGAUCGAGACUCCGCUGGUGUGGUCCAACGGAGCUCCAAGAGUUGCCCCUCAUGUAAGAUGCCCAUCCAAAAGGAUGGUGGUUGCAAUUACAUGGACUGCCCCAACUGCCGGCGCCACUUCUGCUGGAGUUGCGGCCAAAUCAUGAAGUCCUCUCACCAGAAGCACAAAUGCGACGCUGGGUUCGAAGCUUCAGGCGUUGUUGGCAAGACCACCCAGGGCCGCCCCUGUGUUGAGUUGACGAGGCUUUUCAUGAACGUCAUCGACAUUGAUUCGAUUGAGGUCAUGAACGUCGAUGAUGAUGAUGUCCAGGACUGCAAGGACAUGCUCGUGCCCAGCGCAGAUCAGGAGGCGAAGUCUCCGCUCUUCGUUGGACCGAGCCAGAUGGAUGGCGAGAUCUUGUUGAGGUUGCCUUUCAACUUUACCAGCGCCAUCUCUUGGGAAGUGACCCACAUCCAUGUGCGGGCCACACACCCGCCGGCACCGAACUGCUGUCGACCCAAAUCGCUGGGGCUGCUGGCAAAUUCGCCGAGCGCCACUUUCAGCGACUUCGAUGACAGCACUGCGGACUUCGAUCCUAGCAGCCUAGUGCUGGCCCAGGCCAAGCAGCCGCCUGCAGAUGCUCCGGCACAAAUUGUCCUCCUUGAAAAGGACGACAUGCAGGCUUAUUGCACGGAGGCCUAUGGCCUACAGGACCAGCCGCUUUGGGCAGGUCUGAAACUUCGCCUGGAGAAGGAGCGUGCGGCAAGAAGUCGUGCAAAGUCCAAUGCAGCCAGGCAGAAGGCCAUCGCAGCCCUAGAAGUUGUCGAGGAGGGCGAGACGGAGGAGGCAAAGCAGGAGCCGAAGGCUACCGAGGAGCAGGUAGACGUGCUGUUCCUGAUCGAGGCACCGGCGGACGCAGAGGACCUGCAGGCAAUGUCCGAUGCAGGCCUCUACGAAGUGGUCGACCUCUGGACGAGCAUCUUCUUCGAAGGCAAGUCUGUGGAUGAAGCCGAUCCGACAGUAGAGGUGCCUUCCGAGGUUCCUGCCGGUCCACAGCUUUUCUAUGAGGCGAUUCACACAGCCUCAACAUCUGCAGAUGUGGCCGGCAGUACUGUCUGCACCAUCAGCGACAGCCAGGCCUUGGCCUUCGAGGCCGAGUCCGAAGAGCCCCAGGAGAACGAGGUGCCUCCAACAGAGAAGACACCGAGUGAGAGAGUCCUCGCGGCCAUGUUGGACGUGGUUGGCAAGGAAGCCAGAUCGCGAAUGCGAUACAAGGCCUGGCUGGAGGCCCAGCUGCACAGAGCUUUGUGCAUACGGUCUGGCUCUUCAACUUCCUGCAGCGUGCUGAUAGGAACAGCUAAACACAGCCAUGAUCUCCAUGACUCGCGAUGA
This is a messenger RNA of Symbiodinium sp. CCMP2592, 1668 nucleotides long. The record is from the annotation of a GenBank genome assembly. Lineage: Eukaryota; Dinophyceae; Suessiales; Symbiodiniaceae.